CUCCUCCUCCCAUCCCCAUCCCAAUCCCCCGACGAAGCGCCGGCUGCGACAGCUCGCGACCGCCCGCCUCGCCGCUGCCGCCGCUCUCUUUUCCUCCCUCUGCCGCCGCCGCUGCUGGCACCGCCCCGGCCUGCUGCGCCGCGCCCUGCCUCGCACGCGCGUGCUCGCUAGCGACGCCGCGUCUCUCGCACCGGACAUCUGCCCCGCCGGCGAGCCCUGCCCAUCGCCGCCAUGUACCGCCCGCUGCGCCUCGCUGCGCGCCUCGCGCCGGCGCACUCGUCGGCUGCGCCCGUGCCGCUGCGUGCGUUCCACUCGUGCCUCUCGCGCCGCAGCCCCGUGCCGACGACGCCCAAGGCGGCCAAGCACGUGGAGGAGAUGCAGCCCAUCGCCACGGGCCUGCAGAAGUGGACCAAGUAUCUGCCCAAGGUUGAGCGCAGCGACGUCAAGAAGGUGCUCCUCGUCGGCUCCGGCGGCCUGAGCAUCGGACAGGCCGGCGAGUUCGACUACAGCGGAUCGCAGGCGAUCAAGGCGCUGCGCGAGUCGGGCAUCGAGACGAUCCUGAUCAACCCGAACAUUGCGACGAUCCAGACGAGCCACACGCACGCAUCGCAGGUCUACUUCCUCCCCAUCUCGCCCGACUACGUGGCCUACGUGCUGGAGAAGGAGCGUCCGGACGGCGUGCUGCUCACGUUCGGCGGCCAGUCGGCGCUCAACGUCGGUGUCAAGCUCGAUGAGAUGGGCGUGUUCGAGCGCCUGGGCGUCAAGGUGCUCGGCUCGCAGGUUGAUGUGCUGCGCAUGUGCGAGGACCGCGACCUCUUCGUGCAGGCGCUGGACCAGAUCAACAUUCCGGUCGCCAAGUCCGAGGCCGUCUCUUCCGUCAACGCCGCGCUCAGGGCGGCGAAGACGAUCGGGUACCCCGUGAUCGUGCGCGCGGCGUACGCGCUGGGCGGCUUGGGGUCCGGUUUCGCAGACAACGAGGACGAGCUCCGGGACUUGUCUGCCCGCUCGCUCAGUCUGAGCCCGCAGAUUCUGGUGGAGAAGAGUUUGAAGGGCUGGAAGGAGAGCGAGUACGAGGUGCUGCGUGACAAGGAGGACAACGCCAUCAUCUGCUGCAACAUGGAGAAUUUUGAUCCCCUGGGCAUUCACACCGGCGACUCCAUCGUCGUGGCGCCCUCCCAGACGCUGUCAGACGACAACUACCACAUGCUGCGCACUGCCGCGCUCAAGGUCAUCCGUCAUCUCGGCAUCGUCGGCGAGUGCAACAUCCAGUACGCCCUGGAUCCCCACAGCCGCGACUACCGCGUCAUCGAGGUCAACCCGCGUCUCUCGCGGUCGAGUGCCCUGGCGUCAAAAGCCACCGGAUACCCGCUUGCGUACACCGCUGCGAAGCUCGCGCUGGGCCACACGCUGCCCGAGCUGCCGAACGCCGUGACGAAGACGACGACGGCGUGCUUCGAGCCCUCGCUCGACUACAUCGUCACGAAGAUCCCCAAGUGGGAUCUCAGCAAGUUCCAGCACGUGAACCGGGAGGUCGGCUCGAGCAUGAAGUCGGUCGGCGAAGUCAUGGCCAUCGGCCGCACAUUCGAGGAGUCGCUGCAGAAGGCCAUCCGACAGGUGAACCCGAGCUACGACGGCUUCGACGCGUACGUGGCACCGCCGGACGAGGAGCUCGACCACGCCCUCUCGGUGCCGACGGACACGCGUCUCUUCUCGCUCGCACACGCCAUGCUGAACAAGAACUACGACGUCGAGCGCCUGCACGAGCUGACGCGCAUCGAUCGCUUCUUCCUCUACAAGCUGGACAACAUCGUGCAGAUCAACCGGCAGCUCAAGGAGCUCGGCUCGCUCUCGGCCGUCGACAAGGAGCUCAUGGUGCUUGCCAAGCAGCGCGGCUUCUCGGAUCGCCAAAUCGCGCAGCUCACCAACACGGGCGAGGACGCCGUGCGCAAGCACCGCAAGGCGCUGGGCGUGACGCCGUUCGUCAAGCGCAUCGACACGGUCGCCGCCGAGUACCCGGCGCACACGAACUACCUCUACACGACGUACAACGCGUCGACCCACGACGUCGAGUUCGACGAGAACGGCACGAUGGUCCUCGGAUCCGGCGUCUACCGCAUCGGCAGCUCGGUCGAGUUCGACUGGUGCGCCGUGACGUGCGCGCGCCGCAUCCGCUCGAUGGGCCACAAGACGAUCAUGAUCAACUACAACCCGGAGACGGUCAGCACCGACUUCGACGAGGCCGACCGCCUCUACUUCGAGGAGCUGGGCUUCGAGCGCGUGAUGGACAUCUACGAGCUCGAAGGCUCGACCGGCGUGGUCGUGUCCGUCGGCGGGCAGCUCCCGCAGAACAUUGCCCUGCGCCUCAAGGAGACUGGCGGCUGCAAGGUGCUCGGCACGGACCCGCUGCGCAUCGACUCCGCCGAGGACCGGCACAAGUUCAGCUCGAUCCUCGACUCCAUCGGCGUGGACCAGCCGGAGUGGGUCGAAGCGACCUCGGUGGACAUUGCCAAGGAGUUUGCCGCGCGCGUCACGUACCCCGUGCUUGUCCGGCCGUCGUACGUCCUGUCGGGCGCCGCGAUGAACGUCAUCUGGGACGAGAGCACGCUUGAGCACCAUCUCACUGCUGCGGCCCAAGUCAACACCGACUACCCCGUCGUGCUGACCAAGUUCAUCGACAACGCCCAGGAGAUCGACAUCGACGCGGUCGCGCACAAGGGAGAGCUCCUCGUCCACGCCGUCUCGGAGCACGUCGAGAACGCCGGUGUCCACUCCGGCGACGCGACGCUGGUGCUCCCGCCCUUCUCGCUCGACCCUAACGAUCUCGCGCGCCUGAAGGUCAUCGCACAGAAGGUCGCCAAGGCGUUUGAGAUCAGCGGUCCCUUCAACAUGCAGAUCAUCCGCAAGCCUACGGCUGACGGCGAGGGCGAGGCCGCGCUGAAGGUCAUCGAGUGCAACCUGCGUGCCAGCCGCAGCUUCCCCUUCGUCAGCAAGGUCCUCGGCGUCAACUUCAUCGACAUUGCGACAUGCGCCAUCGUCGGCCAGGACGUGCCGGCGCCGGUCGACCUGAUGGAGAAGCAGCGUGACUACGUUGCGAUCAAGGUCCCGCAGUUCUCGUGGACGCGUCUGGCGGGUGCAGACCCGUUCCUGGGCGUGGAGAUGGGCUCGACUGGCGAGGUCGCAAGCUUCGGCAAGGACAUCUACGAGGCCUUCUGGGCCGCGACGGUGUCGCAGACCAACUUCCGUGUGCCGCAGCCCAACACUGGCGUGCUCAUGGGCGGCGACGUGACGAAGCCCGAGUUUGCCGAGAUUGCGCGCAUCUACUCCGACCUGGGUUUCAAGCUGUACUGCCAGAGCGCCGAGGUGGAGCAGUUCCUCAACGGGCUGCCGCACGUGUCGUGCAAGCGCAUCUUCUUCCCGCUCAAGGACAAGCGCAAGCUGAAGGAGGUGUUUGACGAGUACGAGAUCAACAUCACGAUCAACCUGGCGCGGUACCGCGGCAAGGACACGCUUGACGCCGACUACGUCGCGCGUCGCAACAGUGUCGACUUUGGCGUGCCGCUGUUCAACGAGCCCCGCGUUGCUCUGCUCUUUGCCAAGACGCUGCAGCACCGCAUGCCGCUGAACUGCCUCCGCCCGUACGAGGAGGGCAAGAUCCCGUCCGAGGUGGUCUCAUGGAAGGAGAUGGUGCCCGAGGAGCGGGCAUGAAGGGUUAUUGCCUAAGAAACGCGGUACCGAGAC
Molecule: messenger RNA, 3738 nt
Organism: Tilletiopsis washingtonensis
Lineage: Eukaryota; Fungi; Basidiomycota; Exobasidiomycetes; Entylomatales
Product: putative arginine-specific carbamoyl-phosphate synthetase, ammonia chain
Exons: 16
Coding region: 232-3705 (1157 amino acids)
Biological process (GO): 'de novo' pyrimidine nucleobase biosynthetic process; L-citrulline biosynthetic process; UTP biosynthetic process
Cellular component (GO): cytoplasm; cytosol
Molecular function (GO): aspartate carbamoyltransferase activity; dihydroorotase activity; metal ion binding
Source: RefSeq, a predicted model, not a curated record